UCAAUUAAUACUAUAUCCUUAUUUUACUAAUACAUGUAUAACAGAGAUGAAAGUUGCUUAUGCUUUUGUAACCUCGUUGGUUGAAUGAACGGUUAAACUAACACUACAGGGUUACUAGUAACAACCAUUCAAACAAACUGUCACAUAGAAAAUUAUCCCAACAACCGGCAACUCAAAAUACAUAUAGUUUACAAAUCAAGAAGACAUUUUUAUGAAUAUUCAGUUUUGAAGUUUAGUACAAAAAUUGGUAAACUAUAUUCUCAUGAACUUUACUCCAAAUUUUGUAAAUCUGAGUAGAAAUCUGCAACUAUAACUCUCUGUAAUCUGAUUCUUUUGAAUCUUCACUACACUGCUUAAAAACCUCAAAUCCGAUUCUUGAAUUUUUUUUCCCCAGUUUUUCAACAACCCCAUUUGUCUAGAAAUGCCUUCAAACCCAAAAAUCUUCACUGCUCGACCAUCCUAUGCGUACUACUCCCAUUCCCGUAGAUCAACAAUCUUGAUUCUAUGUUUUCUUAUCGGUUUUGCUGGUUUUGUUUUCGGGUUUAUUGCGAUUUCGAGGAGUUUUGGGUAUAGCUGUAAAUAUGCUGAACCCAGAUCUGUUUCUGUUGCUUGGGAUAGAAAUGGAGGAGGAGAAAGUGGGGUUACUGAUGGAGGGUAUAAGAGGCAUAAAGUAAUGGGUUUUGUUGGAAUUCAGACUGGGUUUGGAUCGGUUGCUCGCCGGAGAUCAUUGCGGAGGACUUGGUUUCCAUCUGAUCACAAUGGGCUUCAAAAGUUAGAAGAAGCCACUGGCUUGGCUUUUAGAUUUGUUAUUGGUAGAACAAGUGAUAAAUCCAAGAUGUUAGCUCUUAAGAAAGAGGUAGCAGAAUAUGAUGAUUUUGUGCUAUUAGACAUUGAAGAAGAGUACAGUAAGCUCCCAUACAAAACAUUAGGUUUUUUCAAGGCUGCCUAUGCACUUUAUGAUUCUGAGUUCUAUGUUAAAGCUGAUGAUGACAUAUAUUUACGGCCAGAUCGCCUUUCAUUGCUCUUGGCCAAAGAGCGGUCUCACUCACAGACAUACCUUGGAUGCAUGAAAAAGGGUCCAGUUUUCACCGACCCCAAGCUCAAAUGGUAUGAACCACUUUCAUCUAUUCUGGGGAAGGAGUAUUUUCUGCAUGCUUAUGGUCCUAUUUAUGCUCUUUCUGCUGAUGUUGUUGCAAGUUUGGUUGCCCUGAGGAACAACAGUUUCCGAAUGUUUAGCAAUGAGGAUGUUACCAUUGGAGCCUGGAUGCUUGCAAUGAAUGUCAAUCAUGAGAAUAAUAAGCAACUAUGUGAACCUGAGUGUACAGCAUCUUCUAUUGCUGUGUGGGAUAUUCCAAAGUGUUCAGGUCUGUGUAAUCCCGAGAAGAAAAUGUUGGAACUUCAUGCAAACGAUGCCUGCUCAAAGAGUCCAACUCUACCAUCAGAAGAUGAUUGAUGGUCUCGAUCAAUGUAGACUGCUGGAUUUUAGUCUCCACUGGAAGUCACAUGUGCAUUUUGUAAGCCAUUUGUGAGAUAUAGAUAUAAGAAAUAUAUUUUUUUUCAUUGAUGUUGCACAAAACUUAAAUGGAGUGACAUGGACAGUGAUUGAUGAUUCAUAUAGCCGAAUACAACUUGCUCGGGAUUGAGGCAUAGUUAUUGUUGUACUGAUGUUGCACAAAGCAAUCAAAACUUUGAUAGUAAAGGAGAUUUUUCAAUUUGCAAUUGUCUUGUGUUUGGUUUGUGAGAAUGAGAUUGUCUACCUUUAUUUUGACAGAUAACCAGUUAUUGGUGUAGCAUUAACUUGAGGUCGAUGUAGUAAUACAUAAACUUUAAAUCUUGAA
This is a messenger RNA of Solanum dulcamara, 1838 nucleotides long. RefSeq names its product probable beta-1,3-galactosyltransferase 14. Bases 422 to 1453 code for a protein of 343 amino acids. Lineage: Eukaryota; Viridiplantae; Streptophyta; Magnoliopsida; Solanales; Solanaceae. Gene Ontology annotation, cellular component: Golgi membrane. Gene Ontology annotation, molecular function: hexosyltransferase activity. The record is from RefSeq and is a predicted model, not a curated record. The transcript is spliced from 7 exons.